AUGACUUCCACAAACUUCAACCAAUUCACCGAGCUUCCCAAAGCCUUGCUCUUCGAUGUCUUCGGAACAACAGGUAAGAAAGCACCUUGCCCGAUUCGAUGACCAGGACCGUCUCGUGUUUUGUGUAUAUAGACCUUUGAGUAUAGAUUGAAACCUUAUAUUGCCAGACAUUCUACCCGUCCCAUCUAAUCUCCAUCGGUCCGUUGUGCAAAUUAAAGAAUGGCAAGAACUAACAACCCGCACAGUAAAUUGGAGGAAGACAGUAGUAACAACCCUUAUCCAAAAUGCCUCCAUCCAAAAGGUAGCACCCUCUGUCCCAUCAACAGGCAAGAGCGGACUCCCACAAGCAACCCACGAUCGUCUCCACAAGAUGAGCGACUCAGACUGGGGAACUUUCGCCCAGGAAUGGCGGAACAGCUACAAGAAAUUCACCCGCGAGUUUGUGCCCGGAGAAAGUAAAUGGCAAGACGUAGACACACACCACCAUCACUCUCUCAUCUCACUCCUCAAGAAACGGGAGUUGGAAGGGGUGUACACAGACCAAGAAGUCCAGACUCUGAGUCAAGUCUGGCACUAUCUUGAGCCAUGGGCCGACACUUCAGCCGGUCUGGAGAAACUGGGAAGCAAAAUGGUGACAUCGAGCCUAUCAAAUGGAAAUCCAUCGUUGCUUCAGGAUCUGAAUAAGCAUGGAAAACUGGGUUUUAAGAAAUUGCAAAGUUCGGCGGAUUUCGAAGCCUGCAAGCCGCAUCCAAAGGUCUACCUUGGAGCCGUGAAAGCCUUGGGAUUGCAGCCGAGAGAGGUGGCUAUGGUAGCCGCCCAUCUCAACGACUUGAAAGCCGCGCGAGAUUGCGGAUUGCGAACAAUCUAUGUUGAGAGGAGAGAGGAGGAAGAUUGGAAGACGGAGAGUGAGGAGUACAGAGAUGCAAUGACCUGGGUAGACAUGUGGGUGUCGGAGCAGGAAGAUGGAUUCGUGGAGGUUGCUAAGAGGCUCGGUGUUGAUUGA
Messenger RNA from Hymenoscyphus albidus, 1003 nucleotides. The record is from the annotation of a GenBank genome assembly. NCBI's taxonomy places the organism in Eukaryota, Fungi, Ascomycota, Leotiomycetes, Helotiales, Helotiaceae.